AUGCGAAAAGCUAUUAAUGGCACCCGCCUCAAACAGAAAUUGUCAGUAACGCUAGGUCGUAACGAGAAACCCCUAGCCACUGGAACGCUGAAGAUUUGGCCGGAGGACGAUCCAGAAGAUGACCGGAUUGUGGCACAGUUGAAAUACAUCCCACCAAACUAUCCUCUGUCAAGUAAGGUAGGGGUCAAGCCGCCCAACGAUAACAUUCCGGUCGCGGGAGAUGCUGUGAAAAAAAUGAACUCUGACAAUGGUCAGAUUAUCAAAGCUAAUCGGACAUCGCCAGCUCAGAAACCGAAGACCAUUGUCCUAUACAACGGUUUCGGCGUGGCACAAGUCAAACGCGGCCGGGAGAUCUUCGUGGAAAAUAAGUGUCAAGUUAGCAAUUGUUUUUUAACGGACGAUCGGGCUCGCAUGGUGGACGCGGAUGCUGCACUUUUUCAUCACGCUGCGAUCACUGCUAGCGGGCCCCGGCCUAAAAACCAAAUCUGGAUUUUGUACAUGCUGGAGUGCCCCUACCAUACGCCGGGCCUGAGCUCGGUCAAGAACGUAUUCAACUGGACGGCUACCUACCGUCGGGACAGUACUAUUGUGGCGCCGUAUGAAAAAUUUCGUUUCUUCAAUGCGUCGCAACCACAAAAGAAACAGACGAAGAACUACGCCAAACAAAAAACCAAAAAGGUGGCGUGGUUUGUAUCAAACUGUGGGGCACAAAAUCGUCGGCGGGAAUACGCCGAUGAGCUUUCUAAUCACAUUCCGUAUUGUCUGCUAAAUGAAAGGGCCCUUUUCUUUCACAUGCCAGCCAAACAAAGGUCGAGGCCAAUGGCGGCAACGGAACAUCAGUUCUUUUGUCACGUCUUCUUCUUUCAAGCCAUCAAGCUAAAUCCUUGCCAUAGUCUGUUCAUAUCUAUCUAUCUAUCUCAGUCUGUUCAUAUCUAUCUAUCUAUCUAUCUCAGUCUGUUCAUAUCUAUCUAUCUAUCUAUCUCAGUCUGUUCAUAUCUAUCUAUCUAUCUAUCUCAGUCUGUUCAUAUCUAUCUAUCUAUCUAUCUCAGUCUGUUCAUAUCUAUUCAUCUAUCUAUCUCAGUCUGUUCAUAUCUAUCUAUAUCUAUCUAUCUAUCUAUCUCAGUCUGUUCAUUCAUCUAUCUAUCUAUCUCAGUCUGUUCAUAUCUAUCUAUCUAUCUAUCUCAGUCUGUUCAUAUCUAUCUAUCUAUCUAUCUAUCUGUUCAUAUCUAUCUAUCUAUCUAUCUCAGUCUGUUCAUAUCCAUCUAUCUAUCUAUAUCUCAGUCUGUUCAUCAUCCAUCUAUCUAUCUAUCUAUCUCAGUCUGUUCACUAUCUCAGUCUGUUCAUAUCUAUCUAUCUAUCUCAGUCUGUUCAUAUUCAUAUCUAUCUAUCUCAUCUCAUCUAUCUAUCUAUCAGUCUGUUCAUAUCUAUUCAUCUAUCUAUCUCCAUCUCAGUCUGUUCAUCUAUCAUCUCAUCUCUGUUCAUAUCUAUCUAUCUAUCUAUCAGUCUGUUCAUAUCUAUCUAUCUAUCUAUCUCAGUCUGUUCAUCCAUCUAUCUAUCUCAGUCUGUUCAUAUCUAUCCUCUACAUCCAUUCAGUCUCAUAUCUAUCUAUCUAUCUAUCUCAGUCUGUUCAUAUCUAUCUAUCUAUCUAUCUCAGUCUGUUCACAUCUAUAUCUAUCUAUCUGA
Molecule: messenger RNA, 1683 nt
Organism: Acanthosepion pharaonis
Lineage: Eukaryota; Metazoa; Mollusca; Cephalopoda; Sepiida; Sepiidae
Source: the annotation of a GenBank genome assembly